AUGUCGGCCAAACGGCGGGACAAGUCCAAGAAAUCACAUGAAACUGUCAAUCCACCCGAAUCUUUCUCUGUCGCCCAAAGCUCGUCUUCCAGGAAGAAUCAAGUGUACGACAAAGUCAACUUUGGCCUCGAUGCAUUGGGAAAUAUAUCCGAGGGUUCAGAUGUACUUGCUCCUCUCAAAGCAGCAUGUCGAACGACGAAAUCUGUCCUUGAUAUCAUGCAGGCUAUCGAGAGCAACCAGGAAGAAUGGACGAACCUAACACAGCGUCUGAAGGGAUACAUGAGCGGACUCGAGAAGCAAACCACUUUGUUCGAGGCAUAUGCCGCAAACGAUAGGGCUUUCGACGAGGCACUGAGACAGCCACUGAUGCACUAUUUCAAAGCUCUCGAAGAUAUCCAUGAUACGGUGGUCGAAGUGAGGGAGAAACGAAGUCGCAGCAAACUUGGGUUCUUGAAAUCUAUGAGCAAAGUGAAGAUCGAUGCUGGAGAGAUUCGUGAACUCAAUAGAGACAUCGAGGACGGACAUCGGCAUUUCAUGGAAGCGUUAGGUAUUUUUACUGCACUGCGUACUCAAGGCAUCGAACGAAAGAUCGAGACUGCAACUAUUCUUCGUCUAUUGCCGACAGUCGCAUUCGCCGCGUCCUCGGUUCAUACGACCUGUCUGAAAAGAACGCGUGAGGCAGUCCUUCAGAUGAUCUGGCGCUGGGCCAGUGAGCCGGGUCCGCAAGUCUACAGUCGCAAUGUCCGUAGUCGAAUCAUGGCGGAACGAAGGAGUGUUAGGGUCGAUUCUUCUUCUCCGCGGCAAACAACGACGCAUCGACCACGGACAAGUUCUGUUCGACCAUCGCAAGAGACCUUGUCCAUUAUUUCCCUGAUCUCAGACCCCACAUUGCCAAAGCUGUGGAACAGAACCCUUCUUUCAUGCGAAGUUCUGUGGAUGAGCAACUUCCGGACACUCAUCACGAAUCCACUCCUCCAGUCAGGCAAGCGCGUGAUCCUCGUCAUCGACGCUAUCGACGAAUGCAAAUCUGGAUCACAGCGAAGAACUUCUCGAGGCGCUUGCUACCGCUGCUCGCGAGUUGCGAACCUCAAAAUCUUUCUCACCAGUCGGCCAGAUCCCGUCAUCGAGGCGGUCUUGCAGGACUUUUGA
This is a messenger RNA of Serendipita indica DSM 11827, 1149 nucleotides long. Lineage: Eukaryota; Fungi; Basidiomycota; Agaricomycetes; Sebacinales; Serendipitaceae. The record is from the annotation of a GenBank genome assembly.